Lodderomyces elongisporus is the source of this 1734-nucleotide messenger RNA. It is a transcript of the gene ECM38, whose product is annotated as Ecm38p. The record is from RefSeq and is a predicted model, not a curated record. Bases 1 to 1734 code for a protein of 577 amino acids. Lineage: Eukaryota; Fungi; Ascomycota; Pichiomycetes; Serinales; Debaryomycetaceae. The transcript is spliced from 2 exons.
AUGAAGGGAAUGGUUGCGUCGACCCAACCACUUGCCAACUCCGCCGGUUUAAAAAUCUUGGAAAAAGGCGGUAAUUGUGUCGAUGCUGCAAUAGCAGUGUCAGCCGCCUUGUGUGUAACAGAGCCAGCAUCCACGGGAAUUGGUGGUGAUUGUUUUGCUUUGUAUUUCAAGCGUGAUGGUACGGCAAAGUCUCCGCUUGGUUCUGGAAAGGUGUUGGGAUUAAAUGGCUGUGGCCGUGCUGCUAAAAAAGUAACACCGCAACAUGUUUGGGAUGAACACAAUGACGGUAAACCCAUGCCCAGAAUUCCAUACACUUCGGUCUUUUCAGUAACUGUUCCAGGUGCCAUUGCUGGAUGGUAUGAUGCCUUUGAGAAGUGGGGGUCGGGCAAAGUCACAUUUGAACAAAUUUUGGAGCCAGCUGUAACAUUAGCUGAACACGGGUUCCCAGUAUCGGAAUUAUCAAGUAAGUCAUGGAAGGCAGCGAUACCCAAAUUGAAAGCGCAAAAUCCCAAUUUGAGUAAUAAUAACCCAUUUAUAAUAUUAGAUGGUGAAAAUGGUGCAAGAGGUCCCAAUGAAGGCGAAUAUGUCAAGAAUACCCCAGUGGCAGAGUGCCUCAAGUUAAUAGGCAAGCAAGGUAAAGGGGCAUUUUACGAGGGGCCAAUAGCUGAGGCAAUCAUUGAGACCACUUCAAAGCGAAACCAUCAACUCACUGCGCAAGACUUGCAAGCCCACACUUCUACCAUUGUUGAGCCUAUUAAAUUGAAUUUUCAAAAUCACAAUGUUUGGGAAAUUCCCCCAAAUGGCCAUGGGUUAGUUGCGUUGUUGGCACUUGGUCUCAUCCAAGAAUUACAUAAUGAAGGUAAAAUCAACAUACAUGAGUUGAAACACAACUCUGCCGAAUAUUUGCAUAUACUUAUUGAAGCAUGUAAAUUGGGAUUCCAUGACUCGGACGAAUAUGUCACCGACCCUACAUUCAAGGAUAUCCCUGUCGAAGCAUUACUCCAUCAUCAAUAUCUCAAAACUAGAGCUCAGUUAUUUGACCCAUCAAAAAUUAUUGAUGGUGAGAGUAUGACGCAUGGAGUUCCCGAUUCCAAAUACAAAUCUGAUACUGUAUACCUUACAGUUACAGACUCGAAUGGUGAAGCUUGUUCGUUCAUCAAUUCCGUUUAUGAAGGUUUUGGUUCAGGUAUAUUGGUUGAGAAAUAUGGAUUCUGUCUCCACAACAGAGGCGCCAACUUUAACUUGAGUCCAGGAUUAUCAAACUGUCUCGAAGGUGGAAAAAGACCAUACCACACCAUUAUUCCAGGUAUGAUUACGAAUGCUAUUGAUGACACACUCUAUGCUUCAUUUGGUAACAUGGGUGGCUUUGCCCAGCCAGUUUGUCAUGUUCAGCAUGUCCUCAACAUGGUGAUCUUUGGAAUGACACCACAACAGCUGCUUGAUGCUCCUCGAUUUGUUUUGAAUUCAAACAAUGAUGUGUUAAGAGAUAGAGGUAGAGGCGCGGAUGGUCCUGUGAGGACACCAAUUACCAUUGUACAAAUUGAAGAAGGUGUUGGCAACGAAACGGUUGAGAAGUUGAAACAAUUGGGCCAUAGUGUUGAGGUAUUAACUGGAUACAACAGACAAACUGUAGGUAGGGGCCAAAUCAUUAAGAACGAGUCAAGAAAUGGGCAAUUGGUGUAUGCUGGUGGCAGUGACAUGAGAGGAGACGGCGCAGCAGCACCCUUUGUGUAA